AUGGUGAUAUCAGAGAUCGGCUUAAGCUUACCCGUGUUGCCACUGCCGACCUACCCCCGCGGAUACCAGGCACAUCCGACUCCCCGCGCCGCAGAUGGCGACAAGUACCUGCUCGGCGUGGGGAAAGGCGACAUCACCGGCCCCGUCGUGGAGAUCAACUUUGCCGGCUACGCCGAUACCGACCAGGUCGGCUCCGGCUUGCGCCAGCGCUUGUACAGCCGCGCUUUCAUCAUUGGCGAUAAGAGCAAGCCGGCGGACCGCUUCGUGUAUCUCGUCAUUGACACCGCGUCGGGCGAUACCGCCGUGAGGAACGGCAUCGUCGAGGGGCUCAAGGCUCUCGGCGGAGAUUAUGCCAAGUACUACAACAACCGAAACAUUGCCGUGACCGGAACCCACAGCCAUGCGGGCCCUGGUGGAUGGUGGAACUAUCUGUUGCCGCAGGUUACUAGCUUGGGGUUUGACCGUCAGGGUUACCAGGCCAUUGUGGACGGUGCCGUGCUCUCUAUCAAGAGAGCCCAUGAUUCCUCACCGAGGGCUAUCUCGACACACCACCAUGACGCUCCUGCGCUUCCGCCGCGCCUCGGACGGCAAGACGACGGGCGUGCUCACCUGGUACCCGUGCACGGCACCUCCCUCCUGCAGAACAACACCCUCGUGGCCGGCGACAACAAGGGCGUGGCCGCCUGGCUCCUCGAGCGCGAGGUCACGCGCGGCACGGGCUCGCUCGCGGGCACCGCGGCCGAGGGCUUCGUCGCCGGCUUCAGCCAGGCCAACGUGGGGACACGACGCCCAACCCUGGAAAACAGCACGUGCGCCGACGGCCUAUCGCAGUCGUGCCACGGCCGCGGGCCCGAGUUCCGCAAGCUCGAUCUCGGCGUGUCGUCGUGCUUCGAGAUUGGGAGGCGGCAGUUUGCGGGCGCGCUCUCCAUCCUCGGCGCGCUCUCAGCCAAGUCUACGCCCGUGGUGGGGCCGACGGUCAAGUCGUUUCACUUUUACCACGACAUGGCGUUUUCCAAGUUUAGGCUCCCGGACGGCACCGAGGCGACGACGUGUCCGGCGGCGCUGGGCUACUCGCGGACGCGGGGAUCCGGACGCGAAUCCGGUGUGGUCCGUGAUUUCGGGGUGUUGCGCACGCCGUCGGCCGAGCAGAAGAAGUGCCAGGAGCCCAAGCCUAUCCUCUUCGACGUGGGCGAGAUGAGCACGCCGUACGCGUGGUCGCCCAACGUGGUGGACGUCCAGGUCCUUCGCGUGGGCCAGCUCGUCGUCAUCGUCAGCCCCGGCGAGGCCACGACCAUGGCGGGCCGGCGGUGGCGGGAGGCCGUGGGCGCCGAGGUGCGCGGCCUCAUCGGUCGGGACCCCGUCGUGGUGCUCGGCGGGCCGGCCAACACGUACUCGCACUACAUCACCACGCGGGAGGAGUUUGGCAUCCAGCGCUACGAGGGCGCCUCCACGCUCUACGGCCAGCACACGCUCGCGGCCUACAUCAACCUGACCGUCUCCGCCGCGCACCACCUCGCCCCGGACGCGUCCUCGAGCCCGGCUCCGGGCCCCUCGCCGCCGGAUAAUCGCAAGAACUCGCUCUCCUUCAUCACGGGCCCGGCGGCGAGCUACGCGCGGGGCGCUACGGCGCGCGCCGUCUUUGUCGGGGCGAACCCGCGCAACAAUUUGCGCCUCGAGGGCACGUACGCGGCGGUGGAGAGGUUGGAGAGCGGGGGUCAGUGGCGUAGGGUGCGCGGGGACGGGGAUUGGUUCCUCGUGUACUCGUGGAAGCGCAAGGAUUGGCUGUUUGGCACGAGCGAGGUGACGCUGGAGUGGUAUACGGGCGAGGAUGGGGCGGCGGCCGAUGUGCAGCCGGGGACGUAUAGGUUCAAGUAUUACGGGGACUCGAAGAGCUUGUUUGGCUGCAUUUAG
This is a messenger RNA of Parascedosporium putredinis, 1911 nucleotides long. The record is from the annotation of a GenBank genome assembly. Lineage: Eukaryota; Fungi; Ascomycota; Sordariomycetes; Microascales; Microascaceae.